AUGGCCGAAGCAACGCGCGUCGAAUUCAACGAGAAGUUGAUAUCGUUGGUGGAGGAGCGUCCCUCGCUCUGGGACAUGCGACACAAACUGUACAAGAACGUCCACGUGAAAACCAAGGAUUGGCGAACAGUGGCCGAAUUAUUGGACGCAACCGAAAAGCAAGUACAAGCGCGAUGGCGCAACCUGCGCGAUUCUUACGCCCGCAUUGUAAGGGAUGCUAAAGGCAAAAGUGACGACCCGGCGAAGGAGGUGGUCAGCACUAACCCCUUUCGGAGAGCACGGGCUCCAUCACACACAGAGAAAAAACGAAGAAGAGAUGCUGAUGCUCUCAUUGAAGAAAUUGAUGGGCAGCUGGCCCAGAAAGUAGACGAGAUGGACCACUUCUUACUGUCACUUCGUAAGCACUACGUGAAGAUACCAGAGUAUCUCCAAGGGCCAUGCGAGAUGCACUUAUUGGAAGUCUUAUUAAAGUACAAGGCUGGCAUUGUGCCAACAACACUGUCGCCUGUAGCAGCGCCCCUGCCCCCACAUGACAUGUAA
Messenger RNA from Ornithodoros turicata, 540 nucleotides. RefSeq lists its product as uncharacterized. NCBI's taxonomy places the organism in Eukaryota, Metazoa, Arthropoda, Arachnida, Ixodida, Argasidae. The record is from RefSeq and is a predicted model, not a curated record. Bases 1 to 540 code for a protein of 179 amino acids. The transcript is spliced from 3 exons.